CGUAACUCGUGAUUCUCCACAGAAAGCUUCGGCCGCCCGAGCUGGCUGGAUGAGAUCGCCCUUCCGCCGCAAGCCCCCGUCCGCCCGCGGCGCUGCCUCUCUCCUGCGUCUCUUGUUCCCACACACCCGAGCACGCGCACGCGCUGAACUCUCCAAACUCCGCCACAAGACCCUCCCCUCGCUCAGGCACCGCGCGCAGUCCCGCAUCUACAAGUACAUCGUCUACCGCCAGGCGCAGAAGCUCAGCAAGAAGUCGACCAUCCUCCAGCGGCUGCGCGGCCACACUCGAAAACUCCUUGGCAACGGCUACCUCGAAAAUGAGGCUAGGCUGAGGCGCAAGAAUCUGGCAAAGAGCACCGAAGAAGGCAUGAGCAGCUACCAGGGCGGCGAGUCGGGGGGCCGGAGACGGAAGCUGGCAGGCUACCUGAAGGCGGCGAACGAGCUGCGGCAGACCUACGCGCAGCAGUAUGCGCCCAACUGGAGUAGCCGAGAGGCUCACUAUGACUACGAGGACGACACACCGGGCAGCUUCCCUGAUGCUGCGAUUGUGCGCAGCGGUGAGGAGGAGAUGAUCCUCUUCCCCAGCUAUGCACGCAAGCACACCAGGACUAAGCCGGAAGCAGUACCAGGGACUAUACAGGAGUCUGCUGGCGAUGGCCGAGACGUGCGGGACUCGGCAGGUGCUGGCGAUGCUGAGUUUUGGAAACAGCAGUGGGACAGCUACGAGGACGAUAACGCUGUCGUCGAUGUCGACGUGCGCGGCUGGAUCUAUUCGCCUCACAAGGGACAGAUGAGCAGAAAGCAGCGUCUGUUCAUCGGCCUGGCACGGCAACUCGUGGGCGUAUCAGCACCGCCUGCGGGGACAUCUGCCCCGACUUCAACUGCGAACAGUCGCGACUCAAGUCCCAGUCACGUCGGGUUUCGCGAACGAGCGCAGAUACGCCAAUCCCAGCGUGACGAGGAUCUUGCAGCAAAGGAGGCAGAAGCUAUCUCGAAGAAGGGCGAACAGGAAGCUGCUGCUGCUGCGAAGGGUGCAUACAGCGAGAAACCCAGUCGCAAGAACCAGGACGAUACACAAUUGUACCGCACGCAGAGCAGCGACAGUGUGCGCACUGCAGGAAGCACAAAGACACAUCAGCUAGCGCAUAGCCAAUCCAAAGAUUCUUUGCGGACCGACGAUGAGUACAUCACGCCUCUGCAGAAGAGAGCAUCGUGGAAUCAGCCUGCAGAUAUGAGUCCGGCUGAGCUUGCAGAAGCGAACGCGCGCCUGAUGGCUCGACUGCGGCACUUCCUCGCUAUGCCUAUGGCAAACACACCGAUCAGCGUGUUCUUCUAUAACGACAAGAUCUCGAAGCAGAGGACCAUCUACACCAACGCUGCAGGUCACUUCAGCAUGACGGCCGCGCUGGACUUCGUACCUACACAUGUACGGAUCUUGGCUUCAGAGCAGCUAUCAGCUACGGAGGAGGUGCUGAUCACGGAUGCCAAGGGCAUUAGUGUCAUCAGUGACAUCGACGAUACGAUCAAGCACUCAGCUAUCAGCAGUGGUGCACGUGAGAUUUUCCGAAACGUCUUCAUUCGCGACCUGAGCGAUCUCACUAUCGAAGGUGUUAAGGAGUGGUAUAACAAGAUGUCUGAGCAAGGCGUCAAGUUUCACUACGUCUCAAACUCGCCGUGGCAGCUGUACCCUGUCAUCUCUACCUACUUCUCCAUGGCUGGACUGCCACCUGGCUCAUUCCAUCUGAAGCAGUACAGCGGUAUGAUGCAGGGCAUCUUCGAGCCUGUAGCUGAGCGAAAGAAGGUCACUUUGGAUAAGAUCGCACGAGACUUCCCGGAGAGACGCUUUAUCCUGAUCGGCGACAGUGGAGAGGCAGAUCUGGAAGUGUACACUGACUUUGUCCUCGAAAACCCAGGACGUGUCGCAGCUGUAUUCAUCCGAGACGUAACAACAACGGAGACCGGCGGCUUUUUCGAUCCGUCAGUUGGGCCAAUGUCAGGAUCGUCCUCGCCCCGACGUGGUGGUGGCUCCAAUGCCUCAGACGUAGCAAGUCCGGCGAGCGCAGCCCGUGCAUUGUCCGAAGAAAAUGACCCUGAGCUCAAGGCCGCGAUAGCUGCCUCUUUGCACGAGUUCGAGGAGGAAGACAGGAAGCGUUCAAAACCACAACUGCCAGAGAACGACGGAGGCCAUCCUGAUAACAGACCUGGGCUGCCGGCGCGGAAGUCAUUCCAGACUACUAAGGAAGAACCAGUAGCAAACCUGAUCGACCUCUCCUCAGACGACGAGCCAGAAAGCGUCCCAGCGUUGCGUCGCGUCAACACAGACACAGAAGCUCCUAGUGGGCCACGACGCACCUCGACAAGCUCGAGUAUUGGCAAAGCGGCACCUCCUCCACCGAAGAAGCCUACCGUCCUUCAAAGUCCGUCAAACGAUAGCUUGUACGCAUUACCCUCACCGACGUCUACCCCGAAAGCGCCUCCUCCACCGAAGCCCCGUCGACCGUCAACCACAAUCCGCAUGGUGGGCCAACCCAGUCCGCUCUCCCAACAGAGCGACGCACCCACAUCACCACCUUCGAAUCGCCCUGCGCCACCGCAGCCCAACUAUAGCACCAAACCUCAGUACGACCGCAGCAACCAGAGCUACGCAGGCAUGGCCCGUGACAAACUCUACUCGGUCUACAAUAACAUGCCCGCCUGGCCGUCUGAAGACCAACACAACUCAGACACCGCUAGCAUUCGUUCAGGGUCAGACAACAGCAACAUCCGCAAGGCUGCUCCUCCUCCUCCACCGCCGCCACGACGCAACCCCGCCGGCGCCGCUGCAUCGUACGUCGGCGGUAAAGCAUCGUCAGCGUGGCAGCACGCACCUUCCUUGCCGCAUCGUCCACAGAUCAUGUCCGCGCAAACCUCAGCACCUUUCUCUACAACGGCACAACGCGAGAAGUUGAACCGCACAAGCACAGGCAGUACACUAGGCUUGAACGGAGCUGGGCAAGGUCAAACAGCUGAUGGACAAUACAUCAACAAGAGAGAGCAGCUUUGGAGGCAGCGAUGGGCGAGGGCCGAACAGAUCCUUAGUGAAAAGGGUGUCGUGCUGAGGAGCUGGAGGGUGGGGACCGACGCUAUGGCAGAAGCUGAGAGGAUUAUAAAGGAGAACGAGAAGGAGAACAGAACUGGCAACAAGAGCGGUGCGCGUGCGACUGUUAAUGAACGAAGCAAUGGGGAAGGCAGCGUACGGCGGAGAUGAUGAGCCUUUGAUGAUGACGUACAUUCGAUUCAGACGACAUAGUUGGAUUCAGUAUUGUGCAUAGCGCAAGCACACAGCAUCGUAAUGCACUGCAUAUUUCUUCUUCUUCCAAGUUUCGUACUCUAUGAUUAGAGGGCCCAUAGUUUGCUGAUGCGUGCUUUAGUCGUCAUGUUGUGCUCUUUUCUGCGACCCGCAGGACACGGAUAAGGAUAUCAGCAGUAUGCCCGAACCGGUGAAUUACAUGCCGAUCCCAUGCCGCAGCUUACAAGCAUAUAUGGCUGAGUCAGAUUGUCGACUCAUUGCAAACAGAGCGCCUGAGGCUUUACCCAUUUGGGUCACGAUAGCGCGGAGGGUGAGUGGAGGAUCGGAUGGAGGUGUUGAG
Macroventuria anomochaeta is the source of this 3629-nucleotide messenger RNA. RefSeq names its product actin patch protein 1. The transcript has a single exon. NCBI's taxonomy places the organism in Eukaryota, Fungi, Ascomycota, Dothideomycetes, Pleosporales, Didymellaceae. The coding region runs from base 50 to 3247 and encodes 1065 amino acids. Gene Ontology annotation, molecular function: phosphatidate phosphatase activity. The record is from RefSeq and is a predicted model, not a curated record. Gene Ontology annotation, cellular component: actin cortical patch.